AUGAAGAAGAAAAUAAAUAGGGAAAACUGGGAGGAUUGGUGCUUCAUCUGCAAAGAUGGUGGGCGUUUAAUGCUAUGUGACCACGAGGGCUGCUCGAAAGUUUAUCAUCCUAAAUGUGUAGGAAGAAGCAAAUACAUCCUCAAAAUCAGAAAGCGGUGGACUUGUAGGAAGCACUUGUGUUCCCAAGGGAAGAACAAGGAAGGCCUCUGCAAGGAGUGUUUGCAGCUUGUUAGGCUCGCGGAAUCGAACUCAGAAUAUAGAUCAGAUGGAAAGAGAAUAGACUUCGAGGAUAGGGACACAUUUGAAUGCCGAUUCAAGGAGUGUUGGGAAAUCAUAAAAGAAAACGGGGGCUUGACUUUGGAUGAUGUUAAUUUAUUCCCCAAGAAGGCAGAAGCAGAAGAAUUUAUAUUUGAUGACAAUGAUAAUGAUGAUCAUCUACGAUUUCAGAAAUCUAUGUUACCAAAAAGGCUGAAGGUAGAAGCAGAAUUCAUCGGAUGGGGAUCGGAACCUUUGAUCGGGUUCCUCAAAUCCGUUAAGAAAGAUACAAGCAAACAAUUAUCACAGCGUGAGUUGGGAUCUGCAAUCUAUGAGUAUGUCAUCGAGAGACACUUACUUGAGUACACAAAUAAGAAGACAAAGAUCAGAUGUGACUGGAGGCUGAAUAAAUUUUUUAGAAAGGAUGAGGUAGAUGUGGUCGAUGUAUUUAGUUUUCUGGAUCAACAUUUGGAAAAUAUUGAAGAGACCUGUUAUGCAUCUAUAGUAGCUAGUAACAUGAAGCUUAUAUACUUGAGGGGGAGUUUAGUGGAGAAGUUGAUAUUGGAGCAGCCCGAAAGUUGGGAGAGAAAGGUGGUGGGAAGCUUUGUGCGAGUGGAAAAUUAUGAAGGACAUAACUCUUCUGAUCACAAACUCAUACAAGUUAAGGGCACUACUAACAAGAGUGGAGAGACUCUUCUGGAAUUGCUUGGAAGAGAGGAUCCUAUAUCAAUUUCUCUGUUAUCGGAUUGCCACUUCACCGAGGAAGAAUGUGAGGAUUUGCUUUCUAAGGAGACAUACAGUUGCAUAGAUUGA
Molecule: messenger RNA, 1068 nt
Organism: Argentina anserina (silverweed cinquefoil)
Lineage: Eukaryota; Viridiplantae; Streptophyta; Magnoliopsida; Rosales; Rosaceae
Product: zinc finger CCCH domain-containing protein 44-like
Exons: 3
Coding region: 1-1068 (355 amino acids)
Molecular function (GO): DNA binding
Source: RefSeq, a predicted model, not a curated record